UACUGUCAAAACAGUGUGUUUUGAGGAAAAGCCAUUUUCACGUAAAAUUACAAGUGUUUUUUAAUAAAAAAAUAUUAUCUAUCUAUCUCAUAGUACUUUUUCUGUACCUUGCUUAGUUCAGUGAUAUAAUGAGUUUAUUUGACAAUGAGUUUUGAAAAUAUUUCAUGUAUAUAUGUACUACAAAGUGCAACAAUGUUAGAUGUUGGUUAUAGGUUAUUGUGAUUUCCUAAGUUACUUUUGUGAUUGUGUGAUGUGAAAACAGAAAUAAACGUUCUUUUGCCAAACAAAUACAAUAUUUUCGUUAUAUUGAAAUUGUUAUAAUUAACAAUAUACUUUUAUCCUUACUUUUUUGUGAAUAAUAGCAGUAAACUUGCGGUUCUAUUGUUUGAAAUUGAUAUUUUGUGAUACAUUUUUUUAAAAUAACAAUUACUUUUAAUAUUUAAUUAUGUACUAAAUUGGAAAAUAUAAUUUAAGAUUGUGUUCAAUAAAAAACCGACUUCAAUUUUGGCGGAAUGAAAAUUGAUUUAAAAACUAAACUAUAUAUUUAGAUAAAAUGCCUAUGAGACCAAUUUGUAAGCAUAUCCUUUUAAAUCAAAAGAGAAUUUUCCAAACCAGUUUAUAACUGACGGCGAUAUGAAGUAACAAAUAAAAAAAAAAUACAACCGAAUUGAAAAUAAUUGUUCUUUUUGAAGUCGGUUGAAAAAUAACCCAAUUACUUGUUAUUCGUAUUUUAUAUCAUUGUUAAUUUUAAACUUUAGUUAAAAAAAUUAUACAUAGCCAACGAUUUCUGUUUUUUUUUUUUGUUGUAUCAUUGUUAAAAUCUCUCUCUCUCUCUGUGUGUUUUUUUUUAUUUAUAGUAAAAUCAAAAAUAUUAAUAAGUCUCUGAAGGGAGUGUUCUAUUAGGGAAUUUUAGCAUAUUCCCAUUGAAUUAUUAUUAAUUAUUAAUUAGAAUUAUUGGUCGAAAAAUAAUAAGAAAUUAUACACGACCUCUCAAAUUAGUAUGAGGAGUCAUAUGAGAAAAAUGUACAAUGUCACAAGUAGAACAUUGCCUAAAAGUAUGUUAACGAUUUAAAUUGCACCUGUAUUCUGACAUAUCUGAACAGUAUAACAGUGUUUAAUAUUUAUUGUGUGAGAAAAGUAUGAAAUUCGUGCAGUACAAGAAGAUAUGUUGAAGAAACUACAUAAUUAAAGACAAUGUCAGUUAAAAAUGAUCAGAUGUCUGCGAAUAUUCGGAGCGUAUUCCUUCAGGUUGUCGCGGAGGCACUCGACUAUUCUUCUCAUCGCCUCCUUCAUUGUGACCAUCACCGUCAUUCUCCAACUAUACGCAUACAGACACCACGACCGGCCCCACAGAAGACAGAGGAUCGGUGACUUUGACUACAGCCCUGGCUCGUUUCUAAAAGGCCGACAGCCUAAUGAAAAUGUGACUUACUGUAAUUUUAAUUAUGGCCUACCGGAUACUCUCAAAUGGGGAAGUUUUCGUGUACAGUCGUCCCCGGAGACAGGAAAUUUGAGUCCAUACGGCGUGAUUUAUGACGCUAUUAAGGGCAAAGCGUAUACCAACACGAGCAAAUACGAAGCGUUGACGUACGCAACACAAGCAACCCCCGAAUUUAUCUAUCAUAUCGUAGAAAUAGCUAAGUACUGGGAUGGACCUAUCAGCCUUUCCGUCUUCGUUCCUGAUUACGAUGCAGAUUUAACAAUACAAAUUAUGAAUCACUUGUGUCACUGCUAUUCUGGAAUGUCAAAGGUUUCUCUACAUUUAUUUUAUCCCAGAAAAUUUCCGCCCAAAAUGCGAACUAGAGAGCAAAGAAUGAUGUCCACAACUACCGUCGUGACAACCACUAUCAACAGUACAGUUGAGGAAAUACUAAAAGCAAAACUAAAUAAAUAUAGGAAUUUGAACAAUAAAACGCGAGCUCAGUACAUAGAAUGGGUGAGAAAGAAUAAAAUCCAAAGAAUGAUGGUGCGACUACCUAAAAAGAGGUCAUUUGCGCCCACGCUGCAAUUCCGGGAUUGUUCUGGCUUGGAAUCCUUCGAUAUUCCCACAUUCAGACGAGAAAAUAAUAUGAUAUAUCCUAUAAACGUGGGCAGAAAUGUAGCUAGAAAUGCUUCAAGGACAAACUACUUUAUAGUAUCAGACAUAGAAAUGGUGCCAAGCGAUGGAUUAGCGCCCAAAUUUCUGACAAUGGUAAGAAAACUUAUGGGCGAUAAGAAACGAAACGAGGGCUGUAUAUUCGCUAAGACGGUCUUUGUUGUGCCGUUGUUUGAAGUGGAGAGAGGGGAGGAGAUUCCACGCGACAAAGACACGUUAGUACGUAUGGUGGCUGCAAACCGCGCAACAUAUUUCCAUCAGAAGGUCUGCUCUCAUUGCCAGAGGUUUCCAGGUCUUCAAUCAUGGCUGACUAGAUCCUCACCCGCUGGAAUAGAGCCCAUGUUAAUUGCACGACGUGAGUACCCAUACCAUAGAUGGGAACCGCUCUACUUUGGAACCCACAAGGAGCCAUGGUACAGCGAAAUGUUGUCAUGGGAAGGACGUCAAGAUAAAAUGACACAGAUGUUGGAACUAUGUCUUCAAGAGUACCGGAUGGUUGUCCUGGACGGUGCGUUUCUGUGUCACGCCGCUGUCACGAAAGGUGGUUACAAGCACGCCCGAGCUGAACGUGUCAAUACACAAAGAUAUAUGAAGAUCAUAGGUGCCCUGAAACAGAAGUAUCCUGACCGUCCCCAGUGCAAGGUUAUGUGGGGAUGCCAAGUGUGAUGAAUCAUAUCAUAACAUGUUCUAUAUCUGGUUAUGACUUUCACGUUUUAAAAAAAGACUAACAUAUUUGUUCUAAAUUGUACUCUAGCUAGGUAAUUUGGUGUACAUAUUAUUUUGUUUUUUUUUUUAAUCUUUCAUUAGUGUACUGGUACUAUUUUUUUUUACAAUUGAAAUUGAAAUUGGUAAUUGUCGCCUAAUUGGUAAUAAUUAGGUAAUUAAUCUAAAUUAGUCACUAGUUACAAACAUCAAGUUUAAACAUUAAUUAAUUAGUUUAGUUUUUAAUAUUUUUUUAUACUUUAAAAAAUAAAGUGAAUAAAUCAAUAUAUUAAAGAUGAUUUUUAUGUAGGCACCUUAGUUCUAAUAAAUCUAUACUUCUAUCCCCAAAUUUAUAAUACUAGUGUCUCUUCUUAAAUAUGAUAUAAUAUUUAUAUUUUUUUUAGUUAUUUUUAGUUCUAAUUAUUGAAAUAUAUUAAUUAGAUCUAUUGUAAAUAAUAAUAUAGUUUAGAAUGGGUAUAGCAGAAUAAGCAAUUUAUUGAAAUAAUUAUAUACUGUGUAUAUUAUAUGUAAAUAUUUAUUAUUUUAAAUGCAUUAAAGAAAGUUAUGAAUACUUAAUUAAUUUUGAUUAAUUUAUUUUUAAAUUGAAAGAGUUCCCAUGUUUUUUUUCCAUAAAGCGUUAGAAUCUCUGUGUAGUUUGUAGUUACAUACCAAUUUUUACCAGUUGUAUACCAAGUUUUUUUUUUUGUAAAUAAAGAUGAAAUAAGAAAAUUGUAGUUAAUGUAAGAUAUUAAGCUCUCAAGCUUCAAAAAUAAUGAAGUACGUCAUUUAUUUUUAACUUUUGGUGUAUACUAAAUCAUUAUUGUAAAAUAUUAAUGUACUCAUUUCAGUAUAGUACGUUAACUUUUAAGAUUUAUAAAUGUAAUCAUUGGCGUAUUUCCAGGGGCAGGGGGAGGGAGGGGCCUGGCCUCUUAAAAAAGAGAAAGAAAAGUAUAUAUAAUAAGAGUUGUCUUUGUCAAGCUUUGUUCGAGUCUUGGGGUGGGUGCACCAGAGCAUUCUGGGUCUGGCAUAGCCCACACAGCCUCUUUUAUUAAUACGCCUCUGAGUAUAAUCGAGAACAUAUCUAUUUUGAUUCGGGCGGCAAAGUGUUUUAUGUCUAAAAUUUUAUUAAAGAAUUUGAAAUUCUAUUUCUAAAUAACUUCCUGUAGGUUUACAGUUCGUGUAUACCCUUUUUUUAGUUCCCUAGUUUUUGGGUUUAUUACAAACAAACAAUUAAAUUUCUCUUCUAUAUUAGUAUAGAUAGUUGUGACCAUAUUAAACUUUUCAGAAAAGAAUAUUUAACCAAAAAGAAUAUUUAUUAUCUUUUAGUCUAUAACGCGUUGUCUUCACAAACUAUGAUUCAAUCUUAUCUUUCCUUAUUUAAAGUCCUUAAUCAAAGUUUUCCUUUUUAUAAUAUUAAUAAAGAUCUAUGAAACAUCUCAUCGUUUAUUGAUGCAUUUCAUUUAUUUUGAAAUAAUAACAGUUGGAUACUGUAUUAUAUUUUAUUAUUCUAUUUUAAUUUAAUGGAAAUGUAAACAAUCCAAAAAUUAAUCUAACAGUCUGUUGAUGUUCAAUAGCAGUACAAUUUAAAAAUAAAUUAAUUGAUUAAAUGUUUCAACUUAUCACUUAUUUCAUUUUGAGUGUGUUUCUAUGACAAUUUCAUUAAAAUUUGGUUGACCUUUCAAGUUAUAUUGAAACAUAUGGACAAUACUAAUAUUGACACUUUUAAGGUCACUAUUUUCUGUGGAAUAAAAUUACUAGCAUAAGGUCAAUUUUAAGGUGAAGUCCUUUAAAUGAAUAAAAUAUUGUGCUCUUAAUUGAACUGUCAUGGGCACUUCAAUUAUAUUAAUUUUUUUUUCUUCCAAAAAACUGAGAACGAAUAUUUGUCGCAAGCUGUAAGAUGCGUUUCUUGCACUUUCAGGGCAUAUAGUGUGAGAAAAUGCAACAGUUCUUAGUUGAAAUAGUUUGAUUAUAUAUCGCUACGUCCAUUUAUUGUAUCUUAUAUAAAUUCCGUUAAGUUUCGUUAAGAAAAGUUAGAUAUUAAGUUUAUAAAUUCAGUUCAGUAGUGAAGCUGAUGACCUUUCUUCAAGAAUGCCAGGAGCACUAGUGAGUCACUAUAUAAUUGUGAAUGACAUAAGUAAAUAUUUUAUAUACCUAUAUUUGCCGUCCACUUUACGGUGAUAUUUUACCUAUUUAGUUCCUUAUCUCAUGUCGACUUGUCUAGAAUUAGUUUACUCUUGACUUGUAAAUAUAGUUUAUAUUAAAUAAUUAAUGAAAAACUUCAGCGUAUUUUUUUCAUAUGAGGCUUUAUUUAUAGUAAAAAAGAAAAAUAUUUGCUUUUAGCGAUUAUUUAAAUAGAAUUAUUUUGUUUAAUUCCUCUAUCAUUAGCAUGAGUGCGAUUGCCAACUUUUAUUGGUUAUUUUUUAUGAACAGCUAUUUUUUGUUGUAUUUACCCAUGAGCAGAAUUUUAUUUUUAAUUAAAAUGAAUACAGAGCACAAAAGCCACAAUAAUAAACAAAACAGUGGAAAGCACAGAUAAAACAGGCCGUGUUUAAUACAGAUUAAACAUAAUAGAGAAAUGACUUAUUAUGUUCUAAUAAUGAGAAGCCUUAAUAAAAGAAAUAGAAGCUAAAUUAAUAAUUUUUAGAAAUUCUCUGUCUAAAAGUGUUAGUCAGUCUGUAUAUUGGUACCGGCAUCACGCAAUAGUUACUGUACCAAAUUAGAUGCAGUUUUUAUUAUAUUCCUAGAGGGCUUACUUAAAAACGAAGUUAAGUUUUAUC
Galleria mellonella (greater wax moth) is the source of this 5574-nucleotide messenger RNA. RefSeq lists its product as uncharacterized. The transcript is spliced from 4 exons. Bases 1208 to 2761 code for a protein of 517 amino acids. Lineage: Eukaryota; Metazoa; Arthropoda; Insecta; Lepidoptera; Pyralidae. The record is from RefSeq and is a predicted model, not a curated record.